Sander lucioperca (pikeperch) is the source of this 1168-nucleotide messenger RNA. RefSeq lists its product as uncharacterized. Lineage: Eukaryota; Metazoa; Chordata; Actinopteri; Perciformes; Percidae. The transcript has 7 exons. Bases 272 to 1090 code for a protein of 272 amino acids. The record is from RefSeq and is a predicted model, not a curated record.
UCAUCAUAGAAACCUAAUAGUUAGAAGUGCCAGUGGUAAACAGGUGUGUCCCAUGGCAACUACUGUCUGGCUUUAUUCUCGACUCAAACACAUAGGUGUACACAAAGUCUACGUGAUUCCAAAUGCCAGGAUUUCAGGUAAAUGAGAUAUUAAAAAGCAUAUAUUAGCAUGUGGGUAUGUAUGUUUGUGUCUAUUUCAACCACUUAUGUUAAUUCCAGCACCCAAAAAUGCUAAAAUAACGCUUUGUGUAAUCGUUUAGCAUGACAGUUCGAUGGUUGAUCAGAUGACAAGACUCAAACUCAAACUGCUGGAGAAGAGACUGGAAAACCAAAAGCACAAUAUGGACGACAGAGCGGAGUCUGCCCAGUCUGAAAGGAGUUAUGAUGGAGAGUUGGAUCAACUGCACCGUGCACUGAGGCGAAAGCAGGACCUACUGCAAAGACUCAGGGAGCAGCACAUGUUAGAGGACCUCAACAGACCUCACACCUGGGGAGGGUCACAAAGACAGUACAAGUCACAUUUCUUCACUGCCCCUCAACCACCUCCACCACUCCCACUCCACCAACCAGCCCCUGCUCUGUCCUUUCUGCCCCAUCCACCACCUGUUCCGCCUCAGCCUCCACGCAUCAUCCAGCAGACUCUACCCCAGCAGCCUGCCACCAUCAUACAUCAGCCUCUGAUUCCUCCACCUCAGCCCUACCCUGCACCACGCUCAGGCAGCAUCAAAGAGGACAUGGUGGAAUUGAUGCUGAUGCAAAAUGCCCAGAUGCACCAGAUUAUAAUGCACAAUAUGAUGCUGAAAGCCAUGCCUCCUAUGUUGCCAGCUGGAGGGCCCAGUCACUGUGCCCCUCAAGCUACAUAUCUUGGGCAGGAAAGUUACCAAGGAAACCCCAUUUUUCUAAGGCCAGAUGUCAAACCAAGAGGAAGUGCUGUCCAUCAUCAUCAUCACUAUGGUCCUACCCUUGCAGCACCACAGCUGCCUCCCAUCAGCCACCCUACAUGGCUACCAGGGGUGUCAUCGGACCCAGCAGGGGGACAUCUACCCUCCAUACACCAUGCCCCUUUCACACUCCCACCACUCAAUGUCUAAGGUUUACUAACAGCAUGUGUAGUCUACUUUGUGUCUAGCAUUUCAACCAAUUUGACUGACAAACACAUUUGUUUGUGU